Messenger RNA from Arabidopsis thaliana (thale cress), 1594 nucleotides. Its product is annotated as MATE efflux family protein. The record is from RefSeq and is marked reviewed. Gene Ontology annotation, biological process: xenobiotic detoxification by transmembrane export across the plasma membrane; transmembrane transport. Gene Ontology annotation, cellular component: membrane. The transcript has 7 exons. Gene Ontology annotation, molecular function: xenobiotic transmembrane transporter activity; antiporter activity. Bases 131 to 1594 code for a protein of 487 amino acids. NCBI's taxonomy places the organism in Eukaryota, Viridiplantae, Streptophyta, Magnoliopsida, Brassicales, Brassicaceae.
CACCAAUGUGGCAAUGUACAUAGUCUUAAAGAACAACACGUACUAAAGCACAAAAAGCAGACAGUAGUUCUUCACUCACACCACUUUCAGUUUCAAAUUUCAACUCUCUCUCUUUAGUGUCUCUCUAGCCAUGGAAGACGCAGAGAGCACCACCAAAGAUCCUGUAGACAGAGUUGAGAAAGUAACAUGGAGAGAUCUGCAAGACGGAUCUUUCACCGCAGAACUCAAGAAGCUUAUAUGCUUUGCGGCUCCUAUGGCUGCCGUGGUUAUCACUCAGUCCAUGUUACAGAUCAUAACAAUGGUGAUUGUGGGUCACCUCGGCAGACUCUCUCUCGCUAGCGCUUCCUUCGCCAUCUCCUUCUGUAACGUCACUGGCUUCAGCUUCAUUAUGGGAUUGUCAUGUGCCUUAGAUACUCUCAGCGGUCAAGCCUAUGGAGCUAAGCUAUAUCGGAAACUAGGUGUUCAGGCUUACACAGCUAUGUUCUGUCUUACAUUAGUGUGUCUCCCUCUCUCUCUCCUAUGGUUCAACAUGGGAAAGCUUCUCGUGAUCCUUGGCCAAGACCCUUCAAUUGCACACGAAGCCGGAAGAUUUGCUGCUUGGCUCAUCCCAGGACUGUUUGCUUACGCUGUUCUACAGCCGCUUACUCGCUACUUCAAAAACCAGAGCUUGAUAACACCUCUCCUUAUCACCUCUUGUGUUGUGUUCUGUCUCCAUGUUCCUCUUUGUUGGCUUUUGGUUUAUAAGUCAGGGCUUGAUCAUAUUGGAGGAGCCUUGGCUCUCAGUUUGUCAUACUGGCUCUAUGCCAUCUUUCUUGGAUCUUUCAUGUACUUCUCCUCUGCUUGUUCUGAGACACGUGCACCGCUUACCAUGGAGAUAUUCGAGGGCGUUAGAGAGUUUAUCAAAUAUGCUCUUCCUUCUGCGGCUAUGCUUUGCCUAGAGUGGUGGUCUUAUGAACUCAUAAUAUUACUAUCUGGUCUCUUACCCAACCCACAACUGGAGACUUCUGUGCUCUCUGUCUGUCUCCAAACACUUUCGAUGACUUAUUCGAUACCACUAGCGAUUGCAGCUGCAGCAAGCACAAGAAUCUCAAAUGAAUUAGGUGCUGGAAACUCUCGAGCAGCACAUAUUGUGGUCUACGCGGCAAUGUCUCUUGCAGUAGUGGAUGCAUUGAUGGUGGGUACGUCUCUAUUAGCUGGUAAGAAUCUGUUGGGCCAAGUUUUCAGCAGUGACAAGAAUACCAUCGACUAUGUUGCAAAGAUGGCUCCACUGGUCUCUAUUUCUCUCAUACUGGACAGUUUACAAGGGGUUCUCUCAGGUGUUGCAAGCGGAUGCGGGUGGCAGCAUAUAGGGGCUUACAUAAACUUUGGAGCUUUCUAUCUCUGGGGGAUACCCAUUGCUGCAUCUUUAGCCUUCUGGGUUCAUCUGAAAGGUGUUGGCCUUUGGAUUGGAAUAAUAGCCGGUGCCGUUCUGCAAACUCUUCUGCUGGCUCUUGUCACAGGCUGCAUAAACUGGGAAAACCAGGCUCGUGAAGCGAGGAAGCGAAUGGCUGUGGCCCAUGAAUCAGAACUUACAGAGUCAGAACUUCCCUUUUAA